UGAAUUGUGUUUUGGUUUUUGGAUUGGGUAGCCGCGAGUUCCCCUGCAGAAUUUCUUCUUCUCUGCCGUCGGCUUCUCCCCCCUGCUAGGCUCGGUUUUGCUUGCUAAAUUUUGGUUUUGAUCGUUCUGUCGCCAUAGCACUUGGGUUAGCCUUCUGUUCUGUGCGAGUGAGGAAACGAAACUGAGGACGGGAAAACCGAGGGGAGUGACGAGUUAGAAGGCUAGCCAUUCAAUUGGGGUAUAAGUUUUAGAUUUUAUCAUCCUUUUGUAAGGUUGAUUUUAUUCAUGAGAUUUUGUGAUUUGGAUAAGUUCCGAGCCUUGUGCAUUUGUGGGACUCUCUCACGAGUGCACGGCGUCUGUCGCGUCCCCGGAUUUGGGUUCUGGGGCGUGACAUUUGUUUUGGUCAUUGCUUUCAAAGAAUAAUUAAUUGAAUGUAUCUAAGUAAGCAAAGGAGAAAAUCAAGUGAAAUUUUUACU
Rubroshorea leprosula is the source of this 476-nucleotide messenger RNA. The record is from the annotation of a GenBank genome assembly. NCBI's taxonomy places the organism in Eukaryota, Viridiplantae, Streptophyta, Magnoliopsida, Malvales, Dipterocarpaceae.